This is a messenger RNA of Sceloporus undulatus (fence lizard), 3879 nucleotides long. It is a transcript of the gene UBE3A, whose product is annotated as ubiquitin protein ligase E3A. The coding region runs from base 560 to 3211 and encodes 883 amino acids. The transcript is spliced from 14 exons. Gene Ontology annotation, biological process: protein polyubiquitination; ubiquitin-dependent protein catabolic process. Gene Ontology annotation, molecular function: ubiquitin protein ligase activity. The record is from RefSeq and is a predicted model, not a curated record. Lineage: Eukaryota; Metazoa; Chordata; Lepidosauria; Squamata; Phrynosomatidae.
GCCGCCACCAUCUCGACAGCCACGCGCACGCCUAGAGCGCCCUGGCCCUCCUUCCCUCCCUCCUCCUCCUUCUUCCUCCCAGGCCUAGCCUGGCUCCGGCCUAGCGCCCUCAGCCCCGCCGCCUCAGACUUCGGACCCAAGCGGCAAAGACCACGACGACGACGAGGAGGCCCAGCUUGAGGAGCGAGUGAGGCGCCAAGGGCCCAGGGCGGGAAGCGGCGGCUGACAACAGGUGUACAGCCAAACAGAGUUCAAUUGGGCAGCGUGCAAGCGCAACUGCUAAAGUGCUGGAAGAACAUGCAAUGGAAGUUUUCAUCUGGAAAGCAAAAAGCCAAUGGGUGGCCUCGGGGUGCUGUGGGUACGAGUGUUGCUGAAUAAUCACAGGUUGACAACGACAUGACAGAGUAGAAGAUCAGCCUUACAUCUUAUACCAGUGAAGCCAGAUCACAGGAAACAGUUGAAAGCACUUUUAAGCCUAUGCUUGGCCCAGCAGAGGAGGACUGGCAAAGACCUGUUUUUAAUCAACGGCACAAAAUUGUGAUCACCCCAAUGUCACCGAAUGGCCACAGCUUGUAAAAGAUCACCAGGAGAACCUCACUCUGAAAACAUUGAAGCUAGCCGAAUGAAGCGAGCAGCUGCAAAGCAUCUAAUAGAACGCUAUUACCAUCAGUUAACUGAGGGCUGUGGAAAUGAAGCCUGCACGAAUGAAUUUUGUGCUUCCUGUCCAACUUUUCUUCGUAUGGAUAACAAUGCAGCAGCCAUUAAAGCCCUCGAGCUUUAUAAGAUUAAUGCAAAACUCUGUGAUCCUCAUCCCUCCAAGAAAGGAACAAGCUCGGCUUAUCUAGAAAACAAUUCCAAAGGUGCCCAUAACAACUCUUGCACUGACAGAAAAAUGAACAAGAAGGAAAUGCAAGGCCCAAGAGAUGACUUUAAAGAUGUGACUUUCUUAACAGAAGAAAAAGUAUAUGAAAUUCUUGAACUAUGUAGAGAAAAAGAGGACUAUUCUCCUUUAAUCCGUGUCAUUGGCAGAGUAUUUUCUAGUGCUGAAGCAUUGGUACAGAGUUUUCGAAAAGCCAAGCAACAUACAAAAGAAGAACUGAAGUCUCUUCAAGGAAAAGAUGAAGAUAAAGAUGAAGAUGAAAAGGAAAAGGCUGCAUGUUCUUCUGCCAUGGAAGAAGAUGUAGUUGCACCGUCAUCGUCAUCAUCAUCAUCAUCAUCAAGAAUAGGAGAUAAUACACAGGGGGAUAACAACCUACAAAAACUAGGCCCAGAUGAAGUCUCUGUGGACAUUGAUGCAGUGAGACGGGUCUAUAAUAGAUUACUUUCUAAUGAAAAAAUAGAAACUGCCUUUUUAAAUGCACUUGUGUACUUGUCACCCAAUGUGGAAUGUGACUUGACUUACCAUAAUGUGUACUCUCGAGAUCCUAACUAUCUCAACUUGUUUAUUAUUGUUAUGGAAAAUGGUAACCUUCAUAGUCCUGAGUACCUGGAAAUGGCAUUGCCAUUGUUUUGCAAAGCAAUGAGUAAGCUACCCCUUGCAGCGCAAGCAAAACUUGUCAGAUUGUGGUCUAAGUACAGCGCAGACCAGAUUCGACGAAUGAUGGAAACUUUUCAGCAGCUUAUUACCUACAAAGUCAUAAGCAAUGAAUUCAACAGUCGUAAUUUAGUGAAUGAUGAUGAUGCCAUUGUUGCUGCUUCAAAGUGCUUAAAAAUGGUUUACUAUGCAAACGUAGUAGGAGGGGAUGUGGACACAAAUCACAAUGAAGAGGAAGAUGAAGAGCCUAUUCCAGAAUCCAGUGAGCUAACUCUUCAAGAAUUGCUAGGUGAGGAAAGAAGGAAUAAAAAAGGGCCUCGAGUAGACCCAUUGGAAACUGAACUUGGUGUAAAAACUAUAGAUUGCCGAAAACCACUUAUCCCCUUUGAAGAGUUUAUCAAUGAACCACUGAAUGAUGUUUUGGAAAUGGACAAAGAUUAUACAUUCUUCAAGGUAGAAACAGAAAACAAAUUUUCCUUUAUGACGUGCCCCUUUAUACUGAAUGCUGUUACCAAGAACCUGGGAUUGUAUUAUGACAACAGAAUCCGUAUGUACAGUGAACGACGUAUUACGGUGCUCUACAGUUUAGUUCAAGGACAGCAGUUAAAUCCAUAUUUGCGACUCAAAGUGAGACGUGAUCACAUCAUAGAUGAUGCACUUGUCCGGUUAGAAAUGAUUGCCAUGGAAAAUCCAGCAGAUUUGAAAAAACAGUUAUAUGUGGAAUUUGAAGGCGAACAGGGGGUUGAUGAAGGAGGAGUUUCCAAAGAGUUUUUUCAGCUAGUUGUAGAAGAAAUCUUCAACCCAGAUAUUGGAAUGUUCACUUAUGAUGAAUCUACAAAAUUGUUUUGGUUUAACCCAUCCUCUUUUGAAACUGAGGGACAGUUUACACUGAUUGGGAUUGUAUUGGGUCUGGCCAUUUAUAACAACUGCAUUCUGGAUGUCCAUUUUCCAAUGGUGGUCUACAGGAAGUUAAUGGGCAAAAAAGGAACUUUCCGUGAUCUGGCAGACUCUCACCCUGUUCUCUAUCAAAGCUUAAGAGACUUGUUGCAGUAUGAGGGAAGUGUGGAAGAUGAUAUGAUGAUAACCUUCCAAAUAUCUCAUACGGAUCUCUUUGGUAAUCCAAUGAUGCAUGAUUUGAAGGAAAAUGGAGAUAAAAUCCCUAUUACAAAUGAGAACAGAAAGGAAUUUGUCAAUCUGUAUUCUGACUACAUUCUCAACAAAUCAGUGGAGAAGCAAUUCAAGGCCUUUCGGAGAGGAUUCCACAUGGUAACCAACGAGUCUCCCCUAAAAUAUUUAUUUAGACCUGAGGAGAUUGAAUUGCUUAUUUGCGGAAGUAGGAAUCUAGACUUUCAAGCCCUAGAAGAAACUACAGAGUAUGAUGGUGGCUAUACCAGAGAUUCUCUUAUUAUUAGAGAGUUUUGGGAAAUUGUCCAUGCAUUUACAGAUGAGCAAAAAAGACUAUUCCUUCAGUUUACAACAGGCACAGACAGAGCACCAGUAGGAGGACUUGGAAAACUAAAGAUGAUUAUAGCCAAAAAUGGCCCUGACACAGAACGGUUACCCACAUCUCACACAUGCUUUAAUGUCCUCUUGCUGCCAGAGUACUCCAGCAAAGAAAAACUUAAGGAGAGAUUGUUGAAGGCCAUCACAUAUGCCAAAGGAUUUGGCAUGCUGUAAUGAAAUAAAUAAAAUAACAAAAGGGAUAAAGAGAUUGGUGGUGAUGGUGUCCCUGUCCAAAAAUAAAUAAAAUUAUAAAAUAAUACCCACAAAGGCCAUAAGAUAAUAGUGAGCAACCGUAGUCACCUGUGUUUGUGCCUCCCUUCUUCACUUGGGGACUUUGGGCUGGAACAGCAGAUUUCAGCUGCUUCUAUGAACAAAUUAUUUUCUUUUAGCGUGAAAGUGUUACAUAUUCUUUCACUUGUAUGUACAGAGAGGUUUUCUUGAAUAUUUAUUUUAAAGGGUUAAAUCACUUUUGCUUGUGUUUAUUACUGCUUGAAGUUGAGCCUUUUGAGUAUUUACCAGAAAACAAAACUGUACUCUCCCAAGGAAAAUAUUGCCAUCAUUUGUAGAUUGUGUAAUCUUUAAGUAUGUGCUACAUUUUUGUCCCAAUUAUCGAAUCAAAAUCAGGAACUGUACUUUUUUGAACAGUUUUGCUUUUGAAACUUGGAAGUCUUGGAAAACAAAAUGGUGUGAUGCAAUGACUGCUGUUCUAGCCCCCAAAGAAAUUUGUGGAAAAUUUUAGAAUCAAUAAAGAUGGAAGGGAGAACUUUGAAUGUUAAACUACAGCCUUUGAGAACUUUACUUUAGUCACAGCACAACAAUUAAAAAAAACUCAUUUCACUAUA